Messenger RNA from Pimephales promelas (fathead minnow), 690 nucleotides. RefSeq names its product C-C motif chemokine ligand 20b. Gene Ontology annotation, biological process: immune response. Gene Ontology annotation, molecular function: chemokine activity. Gene Ontology annotation, cellular component: extracellular region. The record is from RefSeq and is a predicted model, not a curated record. NCBI's taxonomy places the organism in Eukaryota, Metazoa, Chordata, Actinopteri, Cypriniformes, Leuciscidae.
UGAAGCUCUCUGAAGCUCUUCAGAUCUUUGUCUAUGUGGAUUAACAACACUUAGGCUAUUCUUUGUUAGAUACUGGACCACUUCCAAAGUUCAAAGAUGGUAAUAAAAAUAUGGAUUUUGGCCUUCGUUACACUCCUCAUUUUUCAGGUGGAGACAGAGGCAGGUAGUUGCUGCCUCAGUUACACCAAAAUACCCAGACGCUGUGGAGUUCUGAAAGGCUAUGAUAUCCAAACUAUAACUGGCGGCUGUGAUCUUGCAGCUAUAAUCUUCCACACCGAAAAAGGAAGAAAAAUUUGCGCUGACCCAGCACAGAAUUGGACACAAAGCAGAGUCGAGUGCUUAAAGAUAAAAGCAGCAAGAAUGAAGACAGGCAAAAGAUAUGCAUUAUAAGAAGAACUCUUUACUUUUAAAGUUACAUUACUUCUGUUUAUAUGUGUGUGUCUGUGUGUGUGUGUGUGUUAGCCAAGCAAUAAGGUACGAGAGGCUGUGCUGUAUUAUAAGUAUCACUUAUUCACAAUAUAGCACUUGUCUCGAGUACCUUAUUGCUUUUAUAAAACGGUUACCACACAAUACAAAUAUUAAAGUAAACAAAAUUUGUAUUAGUGCAACUAUCAUAAGGUAAAAUCAUAUCAUAGUAAACAAUAUUAAAGUAAACAAAAUAUGUAUUAGUGCAACUACCAUAAGGUAAAA